AUGACUGUUAAGCUAGUGGUUGGUAGUUUCACAUUGAACGUGAUUAGUGCAUACGUACCCCAAAUGGGCUUGGGUGAGGAGGCCAGAUCGCACUUCUGUCAGGAUUUGGACGAGGUGGUGCGAGGUGUCCCCCUUACCGAGAAGCUGUUCAUAGGAGGUAAUUUUAAUAGCCACAUUGGGAAAGAUGCUAGGGGCUUUAAUAAGGUGCAUGUUGGAUUCAAUUUUGGAGGUAGGAACGAGGAAGGAACCUCGUUGUUGGAGUUCGCUAAAGCUUUUUAUCUAUUGAUAACUAACAUGAAGUUUGAUAAAGGCAUGUGCACUAAUUGCGAGGUUAUCCCGAGCGAGUUCCUAUCGACACAACAUAUGCUCUUAGCAAUGGACUUGGAGAUUAAGAGAAAGAGAAAGAGAAAUAAGAGAGCAGUGUACGGCAAACCUAAGAUCAAGUGGGGAGCCUUGACUAGAAACAAAGCUCAUGAGUUGGGGGAGAAGUUUGUGGAUAUGGAGUCUUGGAAGAGUAGCGGGGACGUGAGUAAUGUGUGGACCACCACAUCAAACUGUAUUAGGAAGCGGCUAGAGAGGUGUUAG
Molecule: messenger RNA, 585 nt
Organism: Nicotiana attenuata
Lineage: Eukaryota; Viridiplantae; Streptophyta; Magnoliopsida; Solanales; Solanaceae
Exons: 2
Coding region: 1-585 (194 amino acids)
Biological process (GO): chromatin remodeling
Cellular component (GO): nucleus
Source: RefSeq, a predicted model, not a curated record